This is a messenger RNA of Athalia rosae (coleseed sawfly), 2126 nucleotides long. RefSeq names its product programmed cell death protein 2 (gene Zfrp8). NCBI's taxonomy places the organism in Eukaryota, Metazoa, Arthropoda, Insecta, Hymenoptera, Athaliidae. Gene Ontology annotation, cellular component: cytoplasm; nucleus. The transcript has 4 exons. The coding region runs from base 137 to 1450 and encodes 437 amino acids. The record is from RefSeq and is a predicted model, not a curated record.
UUAUGAUUUCGAUAGCGCUUCUGUCGAAAUAAUUCCUCGUGACUACAAUUGACGCCCAAAAAUCUGCGUCAAGCGUUAGCAUAAAAUUGCACCUUAUCACUCAACGUUUUUUGGUGUCGGUGUUUUUUCAUACCACAUGUACUCCGGAUUCAACAUAACCCCUACCGCUGAUCAAACGUCGCCGUAUAGGACUUUCAGUCAACUCAGGCGAUAUAUUCAGUGGUUUUCAUACUCAUUGCUUAUUUCUUGUAGCAAACAGCUCAUUAUUCCAACUCUAAUUUGGUUUACUACUGCAAUAUUUAUCAUAGUGAAGUAUCUGACCUCAAUUACACAAUUAGAUACCAAAAACUUUGAUCAAGUAAGAAGAAGCAACGAUAUGGAGGAUAGAGUUUCUAAAGUUGAUGUCGGAUUCAUUGAACCGUGUGAAAGUUGGAAAUUGUCCAGUAGAUUUUUCCCAAGCAAAGUUGGAGGUAAACCAGCAUGGCUUAAUCUUGAAGAUAUUUUACAUAAAGAGGAUGCAGAAUGUCAAUUCUGCAGAGAACCGUGCAUAUUCUUAUGCCAAGUGUAUGCUCCGUACGAAGAAGAUACCAAGGCAUUCCAUCGUACAAUAUUUAUUUUCAUAUGUAAAAACUCUGAAUGCUGUAAGGCUAACGAAAAUGGCAAUUUGAAAGUAUUUCGGUCACAGCUAGAGAAAAAUAACAAGUUUUAUCCAUCAGAUCCACCAGUCGAAUCUGAGAAUUGGAGACCAGAUAUAAAUGCAGAGGCUUGGACAAAAUCCUGCCACGUAUGUGGACUGUACGCACCUAGUCACUGUUCAAAAUGUAAAAGAGUAUACUACUGUUCUCGCCAACAUCAAGUAUAUGACUGGAAACAUGGUCAUAAAAUGUCAUGUGUUUUGUCAUCAAAUAUGGAAGAAAAUUCUUUCUUAUUACCUGAAUAUGAAAUAGUUAUUGAAGCAGAUGAGGAUUCGAAUCAAAUAUCUGAUAAUGAAAAGGAUGACAAUGAAGAACAAGAAAGGAAGUAUGAGAAAUUGUUGCAAAAUAAGGAGACUGGAACUCUUCAAGACGAAGAAAAUGUUGACGUUGACUUAUUGAAAAUGUCUGCUGCUAAUGAUGAUGAAACUUUCUUCAAAUUCACGACUAAAGUUGAAAAAUAUCCAGAUCAAAUUCUGAGAUAUGAAAGAGGUGGGAACCCUUUGUAUAUAUCAUCACAAAAUCAAGCAAAGAAAUUUCCCAACUGUGAGGAAUGUGGUGGUGAAAGGCAAUUUGAAUUCCAGAUUAUGCCACAAUUACUAAAUUACUUAAAAUUUGAGGAUACCUUGAAAAGUUUGGACUGGGGAAUAUUAGCAGUCUUCACUUGUAAAAAUUCAUGCCUACCAAAAAAUGGGUAUGUCUUGGAAUACGUGUGGAAACAAGAUAUUCAAGAUGUGGAAAAUAAAGAUUCUCCGUGAUAAUCGGUAACUGUAUAUUGAACAUUUUUGAUGUCGCUCUUCUUCCUCGUAUUAUGAUAUAAAAAUAUUUUAGAAAAUUACAAUUUUGAGAUAUUUGACUGCGAGAAAACCAUCAUACUUAUUUCUUAGUCUCUACAUAAUGCUACACUUAGCUGAAACCUUGUGUGCGCUUAUGGUAUAUAAUUCUACUUUCAUUAUUCAAAAACAGUAGCUCAGGCUUGAUAACAAUAGCCUUGAGCAUUAACAAACUUCGCUUUUAACAUAAUUGUCACAGUAGCUUUGUAUAAAACUGACGUUUAAACUACGGAUACUAAAAGAAUCACUUCAGACUUUAGAAACAGAAUGGAAGCUUUUCUGAUCCGAACAUAAAGUUUGACGUUACAAGCUAUGAAAGCUCUAACAAUGUUGAUUAACAUUUUUAAGAAAAGAUAAUACAUAAUCUGAAUUGUAAGAUUCACCAAUGAUGUACUACACAUUACAUAGUGCAUAGAACUGAUUAAAAACAUGAUUUCACUCUAGCGAAAAAAAACAAACUGGGAAAAAUCUUUUUUGAUUCUUGUCUCAGGUUUGUAACUUAAAAAUAUUAUUAAUUGUUUAAACCCUAUUUUGGGCAACACUUUGUCAAUGAUUCAAUCGAAAGCAAUACGAUCAUUUAAUAAAAGACCCUUGUAACAGA